Molecule: messenger RNA, 1790 nt
Organism: Asparagus officinalis (garden asparagus)
Lineage: Eukaryota; Viridiplantae; Streptophyta; Magnoliopsida; Asparagales; Asparagaceae
Product: momilactone A synthase-like
Exons: 3
Coding region: 96-1679 (527 amino acids)
Biological process (GO): RNA modification
Molecular function (GO): RNA binding; protein binding
Source: RefSeq, a predicted model, not a curated record
CCGACCGAGGAUUUGAUAGCGUCAACAUAAACCAGUGGCGAGAAAUAGCUUCAAAGAUCCAAAACUUCAAGAAACAACCAAAAAAAAGCGCGCGAAUGCGUCCUCUUCCUUCAAUCUACACUCUGCUGAGCUCCUGCAGGACUCUUCGAUCCCUCAAAGAGAUCCACACCCACAUCAUCCUCAACCAAUUCCAGCAGCACCCAUUCUUCAUUUCUCGAUUUCUCGUCCUCUGCAACUCCUUCUCUGCUCUCGACUACGCCGUCUCAGUCUUCAAUCGCGUCUCCGAACCAAAUCUCUAUCUCUACAAUGCUCUCCUAAAAGCCCACUGUGAUCAUGGAUCCCCCCUCUCUGAGUCUUUCUCUCUCUUCAAUCUCUUGCUGAACACUUGCCCUCUUCUCCCCGAUGGCUAUACUUUCACUUCUCUGCUCAAAUCUUGCUCCGAUGCGGGAAAUCUCUCGCUUGGGUCUUCUCUCCACUGCUGCAUUGUCCGUUGCGGGUUGGAUUCUGAUGUGUAUCUGCAGGCGAAGUUGGUCGAUUUCUACGGGAAAUGCAGGCAGCUCGAUGAUGCCCGGAAGGUGUUUGAUGCAAUGCCAGAUGGCAAUGUGGUGUCUUGGACUUCAAUGCUUGUUGGGUACUUAAGUUUUGGCGAUUUGAGUUCGGCUAGAAAGCUGUUUGAUGAAAUGCCAAUCAGAAAUGUGGUUACUUGGAAUGCGAUGAUCGAUGGGUAUGUGAAGGUUCGGGACAUGGUCAAUGCAAGAAGUUUGUUUGAUGAUAUGACCGAGAAGAAUUCGGUUACUUUUACUUCAAUGAUUGAUGGGUAUGCGAAAAUUGGGGACAUGACAACUGCGAGGUCCAUAUUUGAACUAGGAAAGGAUCAUAGAGAUGUGUUCUCAUGGUCGUCUAUUCUAUCGGGUUAUGCUCAAAAUGGACAUCCUGCAGAAGCCAUAAAGAUAUUUCUUGAGAUGUAUGGUAAUAACAUUAAACCCGAUGAACACAUUUUGGUAGGUUUGAUGUCGGCAUGUUCUCAAUUGGGUGGCCUCUCAUUUGCAAAAUGGGUGGACUCAUAUAUCACACGAAGCAAGAUUGAUGUCAAGAGAACCCAUGUGUCCGCUGCAUUGAUAAACAUGAAUGCAAAGUGUGGUAACAUGGAAAGAGCCGCUCAUUUGUUUGAGUCAUUGCGUAGCAGGGACUUGUUCAUGUAUUGCUCAAUGAUGCAAGGCUAUUCUCUUCACGGGUGCGGAGAUAAAGCUGUAGGACUCUUCUCUAGAAUGCUUAAAGAAGGGGUUUUGCCUGAUGGUGUUGCCUUUACUGUGAUUCUUAAUGCAUGUAGCCAUGCUGGUUUAGUUGAAGAAGGGAAGCAUUAUUUUGAGAUGAUGAAGAAUGAAUAUAUGAUUGAACCGUCUCAAGACCAUUAUGCAUGUAUGGUUGACCUCUUGGGGAGAGCUGGGCACUUAAAAGAGGCUGAUGAAGUUAUACAAAGGAUGCCUAUGGAGCCACAUGCUGGUGUUUUGGGGGCAUUGUUGGGGGCUUGCAGAAUACAUUGUGACAGUGAGCUUGGAGAGCUUACUGCACAGAAGCUUUUUGAAAUUGAGCCACACAGUACAGUUACGUACAAAGAGGAUAAAGGACUUGGAGUUUCUGAAAAGAGUUGCUUGGUAACUUCUCCCAGUGAUCGUUAGUUUCUUAAUGGGUGAAUAGAACAGCAGAUUAGAAGGCAAGGUGGCAAUAAUUACAGGAGGUGCCGCAGGGAUUGGUGCGGCCACUGCCAAGCUCUACUGCCACCACGGUGC